GACGCCGCUUCCCGCUAGUCUCGCUCGUUCGCUUGCAUGACGUCAACGUUCUCUUUGACCCGUCUCGUCUUAGUUGCUUCUCGAAGGCGUUAGACGCGAAGCUGCGAGGCAACCCCUGCUGCAUCCUCCAGGGUGCCGCUCUCCGUUUCCCCCCCCGUAAUUCUUUUGCCUACAUAUAUAGUUGUCUACCAUGCCUGAGGGAGCCUAUGUGAAUCGCGAGGAGGAAAGGAUGGUGGGGCAGGAGUCAGACGGGCAGGAGGCUCGGCUUCUGGAGCACAUCACCCAAACAGUCCCCGCGAACGACCCGCAAGCAGUGAUUAGCGCCAUCGAUUCCUACGCGUGGUCCAGCCCGGAGUUUUUCAUGAACGUCGGCGACGUGAAAGGUGCAAUUUUAGACGACGCCGUCCGUCGCGCGAAUCCCCUCAGCGCACUCGAGCUCGGCGCGUUCUGCGGGUACUCGGCGGUUCGAAUCGCUUCGCGCUUUUCGAAGCCGGGAGCUCGGUUGGUGUCGGUGGAGCUGAGCGACCUCCGUUCGUCCGUCGUCCGCAGCGUCGUCGCUCACGCAGGCCUCAGCGACAAAGUUACUGUCGUUACAGGCACGCUGCAGACUUCAACAGAUGAAAUUCGGCAAGGUGCGAGCAAGGUUCCAUUCGAUCUAGUCUUCAUCGAUCACGUGAAGCACCUCUACCUGCCAGACCUCUUUUUUCUCAGAGACCAGAAGCUCAUCGGACCAGGAACUAUCAUUGUGGCUGAUAACAUCGUCUAUCCGGGGUCUCCUGAUUAUCUCGAAUUCAUGGAGAAGAGCUCGGAGUUUGUGACUGAAAAGAGGGAGACUAUGCUGGAGUAUUCCACCAAGGUCAAGGAUCUGGUGCUGAUUUCAACAUACUCCCCACAGAGUGUGCAGGCUAGCUAGAAGGAAAGUUACGUUCAGGCAGCAGGGGAUAUUGGGUGGCGAUGGACACCUUUUGGUUCUAGUUUGAAGCACAAAUGCAAAACGAGUUUGGAGGAUGAAGCUUCUUGAGAUUCUGUACUGCUGGAUUCUAGGGCUGCUUGCAUGUGAUUGAGCAAGCACAAGACCAGGGCAAAGUAGGCAUCCAAACGAGACGUCUCUCAUUCAAAACCCUGAACCGCUUGUUCUCCUGCUGAACUCCUCAUGCUCAAGGCACAUUUUUUCUGCAAAUUCCC
This is a messenger RNA of Closterium sp. NIES-67, 1185 nucleotides long. Lineage: Eukaryota; Viridiplantae; Streptophyta; Zygnematophyceae; Desmidiales; Closteriaceae. The record is from the annotation of a GenBank genome assembly.